Messenger RNA from Bombina bombina (fire-bellied toad), 1608 nucleotides. It is a transcript of the gene SLC22A2, whose product is annotated as solute carrier family 22 member 2. The record is from RefSeq and is a predicted model, not a curated record. The transcript has 10 exons. Gene Ontology annotation, biological process: transmembrane transport. Gene Ontology annotation, cellular component: membrane. NCBI's taxonomy places the organism in Eukaryota, Metazoa, Chordata, Amphibia, Anura, Bombinatoridae. Bases 1 to 1608 code for a protein of 535 amino acids.
AUGGCAACUUUUGAUGACAUCCUGGAACAGAUCGGACAAUUUGAUUUAUUUCAAAAGCAGUUAUUUUUCAUCAUGUGUUUUAUUUCUGCAGUUUUUAGCCCCAUCUAUGUGGGUAUUGUUUUUCUAGGUCUUGUGCCUGAAUUCAGGUGCGCAAACCCAGGGGCUGAGGAUUUACGAAGCAAAUGUGGAUGGAGUUUGGAAGAACAACUGAAUUAUACAGUCCCGGGGCUUUAUGACUCAACAGAUCAGUUGUAUAUGAGCCAGUGUUUUCAAUAUGAUGUAGACUGGAACAGAACUUCUCUGAGUUGUCUAAAUCCAUUGAUAAAUAUUUCUGAUUCUGGUGAAAGCAGAGAGCCCAUUAUAAGCUGUAGAGAUGGAUGGGUUUAUAACACUACAGGAGUAUCAAUUGUAACAGAGUUUAAUCUUGUAUGUGCCGACUCAUGGAAGCUGGAUUUGUUCCAGUCAUGUGUGAACCUUGGAUUCUUUCUUGGCUCCUUAUUCAUUGGAUAUAUUGCAGACAGAUUUGGCCGUAAACCAUGUCUCCUAAUUUCUCUCUUGAUCACAGCUGUGUUUGGUGUUCUGGUGGCUUUUGCUCCAACAUACCCUUGGGUGGUUUUCUUUCGCUUUGUUCAGGGAUUAGUUAGCAAGGGAAGUUGGCUAUCAGGCUAUAUUCUAGUUGCAGAAUUUGUUGGCUCAGAUCAUCGGAGGACAGUUGGCAUUGUAUACCAAGUUGCCUUCACAGUUGGACUUCUGGUACUUUCAGGAGUAGCUUAUGGUGUUACUAACUGGAGAUGGCUGCAGCUCAUAGUCACAUUGCCAAAUUUUGUGUUCUUGACUUAUUAUUGGUGUGUCCCAGAAUCACCUCGAUGGCUAAUUUCGCAAAACAGAAAAGCAGAAGCCAAAGUGAUUAUCCAGUCUAUUGCCAAGAAAAAUAAAAAGCCAAUACCAGAGACUUUAGAGGGUCUAACAGCAGAUGAAGAUUAUGGUGAAAAGCAAGUUCCAUCUUUUUUAGACUUGGUGAGGACACCUCAGAUCAGGAAGCACACGUUUAUUCUAAUGUACACGUGGUUUGCAUGCGCUGUACUAUACCAGGGAUUAAUUAUGCACAUGGGAAGUACUGGUGACAACAUUUACCUUGACUUUUUCAUUUCUGCCAUGGUUGAAUUUCCUGCAGCGUUUAUAAUUAUAGUUACAGUUGAUCGAAUUGGGCGCCGUUACCCAUGGGCUGUGGGAUGUUUAGUAGCUGGAUUUGCCUGUAUAAUUACUGCAUUCAUCCCAGAUGGACUAAAUUGGCUUAGAGUAACAUUAUCAUGUGUGAGCAGAAUGGGAAUCACUCUUUCUUAUGAAAUGGUUUGUUUGGUGAAUGCUGAGCUGUAUCCAACUUAUAUAAGAAAUCUGGGUAUAAUGGUUUGUUCAUCAAUGUGUGAUCUUGGAGGAAUCAUAACUCCAUUUAUUGUUUAUCGACUAGCAGAUAUCUGGAAAGAUCUUCCACUGAUAGUAUUUGCUGUUCUUGGAAUAUUAUCAGGCAUAUUAGUAUUGUUGCUGCCGGAAACCAAAGGAAAGAUGCUUCCAGAGACUAUUGAAGAAGUGGAACAUUUACAUAAGUAA